GAGAGACACAGAGAGAGAGAGACACACACACAGCUGUUCUUCAUUAUGGGAAACUUUUUCACCGCCCUGUUAUUUCGUCUCAGAGAGAACAGACCAGUCAGAAUAUUAAUGGUUGGUCUGGAUGCAGCCGGAAAGACUACAGUGCUCUAUAAGCUCAAACUGGGUGAAGUCGUCACAACCAUUCCUACUCUCGGCUUUAAUGUCGAGAAGGUCGAUUACAAGAACAUCACCUUCACCGUGUGGGACGUCGGAGGGCAGGACGUCAUCAGACGGCUCUGGAGACACUACUAUCAGAACACCGCUGGUCUCAUCUUUGUGGUGGACAGCAGCGACCGUGAGCGCAUCCAGGAAGCCGCUUUGGAGCUGCAGAACAUGCUGGAGGAAGAUGAGCUGAAGGAUGCUGCUGUGUUGGUUCUUGCUAACAAACAGGAUAUGCCCGACGCCAUGCCGGUCCAGGAGAUGACCGAGAAACUCGGACUGCACUCCAUGAAGGGACGAACUUGGUACGUCCAGUCGACUUGUGCGAUAAACGGAACAGGUUUAUACGAAGGAUUGGACUGGAUGGCUGCUCAAGUGUAACACUGCACAAAUACGAACCUAUUUAUAACCUUAUGCAAACGUAUAUACUAUGUAUAUUUAAAGGGAAGGACUGGAUCAUGAGCACUUUGUUUUGAAGUUUUACAAUAUUUUGUAAAUAUGUCAGUAUGUGUUUACUUCUGAGAUUUGCUUACUGUGCCUUUAUAUAUUAGUCGAAUCAAACUGAACACAUCUGUCUAUGUGUAUUUCUACUGUGUGUGUUCAAUAUAUUAAAAAGAUUUUAAACUCA
Tachysurus vachellii is the source of this 826-nucleotide messenger RNA. Its product is annotated as ADP-ribosylation factor 5-like. Lineage: Eukaryota; Metazoa; Chordata; Actinopteri; Siluriformes; Bagridae. The record is from RefSeq and is a predicted model, not a curated record. The transcript has 6 exons. Gene Ontology annotation, molecular function: GTP binding; GTPase activity. Bases 46 to 579 code for a protein of 177 amino acids. Gene Ontology annotation, biological process: intracellular protein transport; vesicle-mediated transport. Gene Ontology annotation, cellular component: plasma membrane; cytoplasm.